Messenger RNA from Cottoperca gobio, 5341 nucleotides. It is a transcript of the gene usp42, whose product is annotated as ubiquitin specific peptidase 42. Gene Ontology annotation, molecular function: cysteine-type deubiquitinase activity. Gene Ontology annotation, cellular component: cytosol; nucleus. NCBI's taxonomy places the organism in Eukaryota, Metazoa, Chordata, Actinopteri, Perciformes, Bovichtidae. Gene Ontology annotation, biological process: protein deubiquitination; regulation of apoptotic process. The transcript has 18 exons. The coding region runs from base 429 to 4124 and encodes 1231 amino acids. The record is from RefSeq and is a predicted model, not a curated record.
GCUGAGGUUUGUUGUAGUAGCCUUUCACCGGUUCUCUGUCAUGUCGGAGAGAGCAGCGCAGUGAGGACACACAACCGCCGGUGUCGAGCCCCUCCUUUCUGGGCUAGAUAGACUUCCCGUUACCCCGGCCCACGCAUUGUAAAACAAAUGUAUUUCGAAUUGAAAACCCAAAACUGCUCUUAGGCGUGUGUAGUAGUUGGUUACGUUACUCCCCGCCAUGUCAGUCAGCUUCCACCGUGCCGAGCUAGCUAGCUAGCAACGUUAGCAUCAAUAUUGCCGCACGAGCGCCACCGCCGCACUUCAUGUUAGCUAGCUCUGUUCGGUAGCUAUGUGUUACGUUCGCCGUUUCCAUGGUGUUCGUGGCUUCAAGCGUCCCGAGCGCCUCACCAGUCAUUGUGAUCCAGUCUUUGACGUGGAAGCAAUGAACAAUGACCAUAGUUGACAGAUCUUCAGAAAAGUCUGACCACGAGUCAGUCGGGUGUAAGCGAUCUCCCUUUACCAGUGGAGACGUGGGGAUGGAUGGCAGCUGUUCCAGCAGCUGGGCAAUGGGUCCCACCAUGCCGAGCGACUCUCCGAGGAUGAAGGCUGCUGGAGGCUGCCUGGGCCCCACGCCUGGAGCUGCAGUCUACAACAGUACAGCCUCCUCUGUGGACCGGCCCAAGGAGCAAGUGAUAAGCAGUGGUGAUGGCAUUGACUCGCCCCAGAAGGUCCUCUUCCCUCCAGAGCGCCUCACCCUAAAGUGGAACCAGACUCACCGCAUUGGUGCAGGCCUGCAGAACAUGGGGAACACCUGCUUCCUCAACUCAGCCCUGCAGUGUCUCACCUACACCCCGCCGUUUGCCAACUACUUGCUGACACGGGAGCACUCCAAAACAUGUCACGAGCCAGGAUUCUGUAUGAUGUGCACCAUGCAAAACCACAUCAUUCAGGUUUUUGCAAACUCUGGGAAUGUCAUUAAGCCCAUUGGUGUGCUCAAUGAGCUCAAAAGGAUUGCUAAGCACUUCCGCUAUGGAAGCCAGGAGGAUGCCCAUGAGUUCCUGCGGUACACAGUGGACGCUAUGCAAAAGUCCUGCUUACCUGGAGCCAAAUUGGACAGGCAAACACAGGCAACCACUUUCAUCCAUCAAGUAUUUGGCGGGUACCUACGGUCCAGAGUUAAAUGUUUAAACUGCAAAGCAGUCUCCGAUACAUUUGAUCCGUUUCUGGACAUAACUCUGGAAAUUAAGACGGCUCCCAGUGUCUCUAAGGCUCUGGAGCAGUUUGUGAAGCCAGAACAGCUGGACGGAGAAAAUGCCUACAAAUGCACCAAGUGCAAAAAAAUGGUCACAGCCUCAAAGAGAUUUACCAUCCACCGCAGCUCCAACGUGCUCACCCUCUCGCUCAAACGCUUUGCAAACUUCAGUGGAGGCAAAAUCACCAAGGAUGUGAAAUAUCCAGAGUACCUGGACCUGCAGCCCUGCAUGUCCCAGUCUCAAGGGGAGCCCCAGGUCUACGGGCUGUUUGCUGUGCUGGUCCACUCUGGGUUCAGCUGUCAUGCUGGACACUACUUCUGCUAUAUUAAGGCAAGCAAUGGGCAGUGGUAUCAGAUGAACGACUCCUCCGUGUCCGUCAGUGACAUCAGGUCUGUUCUCAACCAGCAGGCCUAUGUCCUGUUCUACAUCAAGUCCAGUGACGGGAAGAAAGCAGGAGACUACAGCCACAUGAACCAUAACCCCGGCAUCCCUGGUCAGUCGUCUCCACGGCCGGUGGUGAUACCGCGCAUCAACACCACCGUACACCACAACAACAACAACAACAACAACAUUGGCUUCAUAGGUCCCCAGCUGCCACCACACAUGACCAAGCGCACUCUCCAUGUUAAUGGGAAUGGAUCUCUGAGGGACUAUCCCACCAACUCCAACUCCAAGCCCAGCACCAGCACCAGCAGCGGUGUUUUGGGAAAACCUAGCCAUGGACUGGCCUCUUCUUCCUCUUCUUCCAUCUCCCACUCAAUCAGCCGGCCCACAAUGAUCCCAGACCACGACAAGCGCCAGAAGCUUUCAUUCUUCAUUGGACAAGGCAAACUGAACCGCCCGUCUUCCUCCUCGUCCUCGUACAGCCAGCCGUCCUCUGCCAGCUGCAGCAGCAGCAGUAGCAGCAGCAGCAGCAGCAGCAGCAGCAGCUCCUCCUCCAGCUCUUUAUCCUCCUCGCAGUCUACCUCAGACGUUCGCUUUGUUCCACGUCAGCUUAACCACGUUAACGGCGUGUCUCGCAGUAACGGGGACCACCACACAGGAGGAAACGGAGCGUCAUUCUUGGUGCCGUACGGCCAAGAGUCUUCAGAGGAAUCAGACCAGGAGAACUGUGGCACUCUGGAUAACGGUGGUUUAACCAAGUCUCACCUUAAUGGAAACAUGAGAACGGGUGAUAACUCUACUCAAACUACCAACGGAGAUUCGGGAGUGCACCACAACGGUAACGGAUUAAAUGGACCAACUAAUGGCGUCUCUAAAUCCAGUCAAAAUGGGCUCCAUAAUGGACACCACAAAGUGAAUGGACACAACACCCCUAAUAAACUCUCUGGCAGUAAUCACGACACUUCAUCCCCUGUGGCCACUGUUGUUGCUAAUGGACUUGACAGUGACCAUAGUCCAACAAGCAAAGAGACACACACUUCUGCCUCAUCCCAAGCCACUUCUUCUCAGAGCAUCCAUCGAGCCAGUGAAAGCCAGCCCAUCUCCACUCCUGACACAAGGGCUCAAACGGUGUCUGAACCCCUGCCUCAGCAUACAGCGUCCUCCGCUGUCAGCGCUCCACCUCCAGCUAAUGCUACAAAGACCCAUUCUGUCACAUCCAGAGAACCGGCUUCCUCUUCUGCCCAGCACGGCAAACCUGCGGCCUUAUCCACCCCGACAGACGCCUCCCAAAGUACCAAUGGAGCCUCGGUAGCUCCACAGGUCAGCAGAGGUGAGGGAGAAGCAAAGGAUCUACCGCAGACCAGUGAUCCAUCAGCAGGGACGGAAGCGCGCACAGAUGCUAAGGAGCAAACUCAGUCCAAGCCCAGUUCUAGAGGUAAUGAAAGACAAACUUCCCGAGACAGGGAGAAAGACAGACUGUAUUCUGACUGGAGCAGAGACAAGGACAAACACUACAGGGACAGGAGUCAGGAGCGAGAAAGUGACGGUGAUCGACAUCGGCACAGACGAGACUCCCGAGAUCCCUACCAACACCAGCGCUCACACAGGGAUCGUUUGUCUCCUCACAAUCGUUCCAGCAGGGACUGGGACUCUGAGCGUCGCAGAGAGCGGCCCCUCCAUCAUCCCAGGGAGCGUGAUCGUGACAGAUGCUCUAACCAUUACCACCACUAUCACCAUUACAGCUCCAGAGAGGACUGGGACCGUGAGCGGAGGGGACACGGUGAUCCCUACCGCGAGGAGUCUCAUAACCGCGGGAGGUGGCAGCAGGAGAGUCGAGAGUCCCGGUCGAUGAAAGACAAGAGCAACGGCAGGGAGAGAGAAUAUGACUCAUCAAAAGAGGAGACUUCCUCGCCUAACACGGAGCCAGAAACCUCAGAAAAGUCCAAGGGCUCACCCCCUCGGGCUCGUCUCGCCACGUGUGAAUCCGCUCCAAACAGAGAGGAUCAGAAUCACAAGAGGACUGCUGAUCCUCCAAGCAAGGAGAGGGAGGACAGCUCUGAGGCUCGGCGCUCUAAAAAACACAAAAAGAGCAAGAAAAAGAAGAAGUCAAAGGAUAAAGACAGACACCGUGAGAGCGGAAGCUCCGAAGUGGAUUCAGACAGAGCCACUGACCCAAAAAAGAAGAAGAAGAAGAAAAGGAGGCGGCAGCGGGACAGCGAGGCCGAGCAACAAAGCCCAGGAGCAGCUCGCAUCCACAAAAACAGAAGCAGCGAGGAGAGAGAGAGCCGCAAGCGACGUUACUAUGACAUCAAGGACGCUAAACAUGACAAUAUUUCUUUGCCAGAAAAACGCCGGCGCACAGACGACGCUGAUGACCAUCUACUCCCCUCUAACCCCACCCCACCCCCAAACGGCCCAACUCACCACCAUCUCAACGGAUACAAAGGAAAUGGUUACAGCCACACCAAUGGCGACUCCCACGGAUUCUGCAGUGGCUUGAAACACUGACUGUACGCUUCACCAUUUUAACAACAGCAGAGGAAUGACAACUGUUUUGACGUGGUGCUUCGUUGUUGGGAAUAUAUUGUAUUUUUGCCACGACAAGUGUUUUAAAUGUUGGGAAAUCUUUUUUUUUUUUAAGGCAUUGAUUUGCCGUAAUUCUCCUAACUAUGGUUAAAAGAAGACAGUCGCCCGUUGGACAUUUAUGAUGAAAAAUAUUAAUAUAUACUUGUAUGAACACAAAGCCUGGAGCUUAAACAUCUCAACUGCUGCUCAGUGGAACUCAGGACAUGAAAAGUUGUUAACAUCCUUCGCGGAUAUCCACCUGCUUCAAAGAGCGCUGAAACUAAAGGGAGAUGUGUUGCCCGGGAGAAGAACCGAGGCAUCGUGUUGGCUGCAGGUUUAAGAUGUCACCGUAUCUACAGAGCUGAUCCCGCCGGGAGCAGACAAACGAACGGAGAUAUUCACGAAGAGACAGACGAGUGCUGGCGUCGCGGACUGAUCCCUCCACAUGAACCCUGGACAGACUUGAGGACAUUUCCCAGCUUCUUUUUGGUUUCCAUUUUUGCUCUGAAGCCUAAGAUUCACUCCGUCAUUUUUUAACUUUUACACGGACGCAGAGGUUCCCCCGGAUCAUCGCUCUGUAUCCUCUGUUUGUUUUUUUACGUUAAAAAAAAAGAAACCAUCAAAUAUUUGUUAUCAUGCCUGUGGACCAUUUGUGUUUGCUUUUUAAUGAAAAAUACAGUUUUGUGUCUUCUAGCGUCAUAAAAAAUACUGUGAAUUUAAUUUUGAACUGUACUAUCAGUUAUUUUUAUACGUAAAAAUCCUGCAUCAGGGUUAUCAGUAGAUGUUUUGUAUUUGUUUUCAGAAGAAUUCAUGUUAAUAUUGACCAUAUUCUCUGGACAAAACACUUGGGAAUGAGUAUGGUUUGCUUUUGUUUUCUGUUUUGUUUCUUCUGUUAUACCUUUUUUUUUAGUUUAGCAUGUCAGAAUUUAUACAUUGUAUAAGGUAAAAGCCUUAAAAUACAUUUGUUAAUGUCAGAAAUUGUAAUUUGUUCUUGGUCUUUGAUUACAAGCUGCAUUGAAAUGAAUGGGACAACGUUGAUUAGCGAGUUGCCAGGGAUUUAAAAAGAAAAGCUCCCGUCUGCCUUUUUGUAUACGAGGAAUAGAUGGAUUGUAUCCGAGCCUCUUGUUGAACAAACCUUCCACGUUAAAUGAUGACAUGUA